Molecule: messenger RNA, 915 nt
Organism: Plasmopara halstedii
Lineage: Eukaryota; Oomycota; Peronosporomycetes; Peronosporales; Peronosporaceae
Exons: 1
Coding region: 1-915 (304 amino acids)
Source: RefSeq, a predicted model, not a curated record
AUGAAGGCACCGUCGGCAACGGAAGUGUUAGCGCUAAUGAAUGCAGCAACGAGACCCGACGGGACUUUAAAUCCAGUUAUGCAGCAUUUGCUUGGACAGAUGCAAGAGCAGCAUGCGCUGAUGCAAGCUCAACUUUGUGUCCAAUCUCAAAAUGAACAAUCCAAUACUGAAAUCAAGUAUAAGGCAUCGGGUACUUCAGGUCAGCCACCAGUGAUUAAAGUGGAACACGAGCAUCGUACUACCAGUCCUGUCAAUAAUUCCUUACUAGUAUCAAGACCUUCCGAUAUAAUUUUGUCUCCUAUUGCUAUUGAUUGCACGUUAUCAAGUACGGCGCCUGCAAAUGAUCCCACAACAUCAGUAGCAACUCCAAACUCUAGCAUUAUCAAGCGAAAAAGCAUUCCAUUAAGUAUGAAAAAAGAGGCAAUUCAGUGGAUUAUGGGUCCAGGGAAAGGUAUCCCUUCUCGCGCAGAGAAACAUUUUGGGGCACUUAAUUGGGACGUAAGUGCGUCAUCAUUUCGCAAGUGGUGGAAGAAUCGAGACAAAAUUCUUGGCGAUUUGGGUGGCAAGAAACGGAUCAGUGGAGGAGGUCGAAAACCUUUUUUGGAAAAUGCAGAAGAGAAACUCUUGGUUGUCGUGAUUCAGGAAAGAGCAAAGAAAGAUCGUGUUACAAGAAAAUGGAUUGCCAAGACGGCGCAGCAUAUGUUUCAACGAUCUAAUGCGACGUUUAAGGCUUCCGAAAAUUGGGUCACGAAGUUUAUUCGACGCAACGGACUUACGCUUAAGCGAAGCUAUGUCACUUAUGAACCGCAACAAUUGAAUUUAGAGCAACGACAAAACUCGACUACUGAGACGAAUGCACAUGUUUCGAAUGCAGGCAACAAGUACGUGGAUGCUGAAUGCAUAUUUGGAAUGUGA